GAGCCGAGGGUCCUGGUCCCGGCUUCUCGCACCCUCAUGUCAGCCCCGGCCCCGCCCGGCGGCCCUCGGAGGACAAGGUCAGGAUGCGUGUGAAGCCCCAGGGCCUGGUGGUGACUUCCAGUGCCGUGUGCAGCUCUCCUGACUACCUCCGGGAGCCCAAGUACUACCCCAGCGGUCCCCCCACCCCCCGGCCCUUACUUCCUACCAGGCCUCCCGCCAGCCCACCCGACAAGGCCUUCUCCACCCACACUUUCUCUGAGAAUCCACGCCCACCCCCACGCCGGGACCCCAGCACCCGGCGCCCACCAGUCCUUGCCAAGGGAGACGACCCACUUCCCCCUCGGGCAGCCCGGCCCAUCUCCCAAGCCCGCUGCCCCAUACCAGCCGGAGACGGUAACAGCUCCCGCUGCCCCUGGGACAACGGCCGUGUGACCCUGCGUCCCGUGGUGCAGCUGAUCGACAUCAUGAAGGACCUGACCCGGCUCUCGCAGGACCUGCAGCACAGCGGCGUGCAUCUGGACUGUGGUGGGCUGCGGCUGAGCCGGCCCCCGGCCCCUCCCCCCGGGGACCUGCAGUACAGCUUCUUCUCCUCACCCAGUCUGGCCAACAGCAUCCGCAGCCCUGAGGAGCGCACCACCCCUCAUGCCAAGUCAGAGCGGCCUGGCCACCCCCUCUACGAGCCCGAGCCCGAACCUAGAGACAGUCCUCAGCCUGGUCAAGGCCAUAGUCCUGGAGCCGCAGCUGCAGCCACAGGUCUGCCCCCCGAGCCCGAGCCAGAUGGCCCUGAUUACUCGGAACUCGCUGACGCUGACAUCCUCAGUGAGCUGGCCUCCCUUACUUGCCCCGAGGCCCAACUGCUAGAGGCCCAGGCCCUUGAGCCGCCAUCGCCAGAGCCAGAGCCUCAGCUUCUGGACCCCCAGCCCCGCUUCCUGGACCCGCAGGCGCUAGAGCCACUUGGGGAAGCUUUGGAGCUGCCACCCCUGCAGCCUCUUGCAGAUCCUCUGGGACUGCCGAGCCUGGCCCUGCAGGCCCUGGAUACGCUUCCUGACUCGCUAGAAUCCCAGCUACUCGAUCCCCAGGCACUUGACCCCUUGCCUAAGUUGCUGGAUGUCCCUGGGCGCCGUCUGGAGCCCCAGCAGCCACUGGGACAUUGUCCAUUGGCUGAGCCCUUGCGCCUGGACUUGUGCUCACCCCAUGGCCCUCCUGGGCCUGAGGGCCACCCCAAGUACGCCUUGCGGCGCACUGAUAGGCCAAAGAUUCUGUGUCGCCGGCGAAAAGCCGGCAGGGGUCGGAAGGCAGACGCUGGACCUGAGGGCCGCCUGCUGCCCCUGCCUAUGCCUACGGGGCUGGCAGCUGCCCUCACUGAGCCCCCACCGCCACCGCCUCCCCCGCCCCCCGCCCUGCCAGGCCCAGUCCCAGAGCUGGAGCCAGAGUCCUCCCAGACCCCAGGCGUCCCCACCCGCAAAAGCAAAUGCCGGGGCGUACGGCGCAUGGUGGUGAAAAUGGCGAAAAUCCCUGUAUCGCUGGGGCGGCGGAACAAGACCACCUACAAGGUGUCGUCCUUGAGCAGCAGCCUGAGCGUGGAGGGCAAGGAGCUGGGCCUGCGCGUGUCCGCAGAGCCCACGCCCCUGCUGAAGAUGAAGAACAACGGGCGCAACGUGGUCGUGGUCUUCCCCCCGGGCGAGAUGCCCAUCAUUCUCAAGCGGAAGCGCGGUCGCCCUCCCAAGAACCUGCUGCUGGGUCCCGGCAAGCCCAAGGAGCCAACCGUGGUGGCGGCCGAGGCGGCCACCGUGGCGGCGGCCACGCUGGCCAUACCGGAAGUGAAGAAACGGCGGCGGCGGAAGCAAAAGCUGGCCUCGCCGCAGCCGUCCUACGCAGCUGAUGCCAAUGACAGUAAGGCCGAGUACUCGGACGUGCUCGCCAAGCUGGCCUUCCUGAACCGCCAGAGCCAGUGCGCCGGGCGGUGCUCCCCGCCCCGCUGCUGGACGCCCAGCGAGCCCGAGUCCGUGCACCAGGCCCCGGACACGCAGAGCAUCUCGCACUUCCUGCAUCGCGUUCAGGGUUUCCGACGGCGAGGGGGCAAAACUGGUGGUUUUGGGGGCCGGGGCGGGGGUCAUGCAGCCAAGGCCGCCCGGUGCUCCUUCAGUGACUUCUUUGAGGGCAUCGGCAAGAAAAAGAAGGUGGUGGCCGUGGCGGCGCCUGGGGUUGGGGGUCCCGGCCUCACUGAGUUGGGGCACCCCCGGAAACGGGGCCGAGGGGAGGUGGAUGCCAUGACUGGCAAGCCCAAGCGCAAGAGGAGGUCUCGGAAGAACGGGACUCUGUUUCCAGACCAGGUGCCCAGCGGCCCGGGCUUCGGAGAGGCCGGCGCUGAGUGGGGGGGCGACAAGGGUGGUGGCUGGGCCCCUCACCACGGGCACCCAGGCGGGCAGGCUGGCCGAAACUGUGGGUUCCAGGGGGCCGAGGCCCGGGCCUUUGCCUCCACGGCGCUGGAGAGCGGGGCCUCAGGCCGCGGCAGCUACUACGGCACGGGCGCACCCUCGGGCCAGACAGAGCUCAGCCAGGAACGCCAGAAUCUCUUCACUGGCUAUUUCCGCUCGCUGCUCGAUUCCGAUGACUCCUCCGACCUCUUGGACUUUGCCCUCUCAGCCUCCCGCCCAGAGUCCCGGAAGGCAUCAGGCACCUAUGCAGGGCCUCCCUCCAGUGCCCUGCCUGCCCAGCGGGGCCUGGCCACCUUCCCCAGCCGGGGAGCCAAGGCCAGCCCAGUGGCGGUGGGCAGCAGUGGGGGCGGGGCAGACCCCUCCUUCCAGCCUGUUCUUUCCAGUCGCCAGACCUUCCCACCAGGACGGGCAACGAGCUAUGGGAUCACCCCAGCCACUUCAGACUGUCGGGCGGCUGAGGCCUUCCCAAAGCUGGCACCCCCGCCCUCAGCUGUGGCGCGCUCUCCCACCACCCACCCCCCUGCCAACACCUACCCUCCCCAGUACGGUGGCUAUGGGGCUGGACAAAGUGUGUUCGCCCCGGCCAAGCCCUUCUCGGGUCAGGACUGUGCUAACAGCAAGGACUGCAGCUUUGCCUACGGCAGCGGCAACAGCCUGCCUGCCUCUCCCAGCAGUGCCCACAGCGCUGGCUACGCGCCCCCUCCCGCCGGGGGCCCCUGCCUGCCCCCCGGCAAGGCCUCUUUCUUCAACAGCUCUGAAGGUACCCCCUUCUCCGGCUCAGCCCCCACUCCCCUGCGCUGUGAUAGUCGUGCUAGCACCGUCUCCCCCGGUGGCUACAUGGUGCCCAAGGGCACCACAGCUUCUGCCACCUCCGCAGCCUCUGCCGCCUCCUCCUCCUCCUCCUCCUUUCAGCCCUCGCCUGAGAACUGUCGGCAGUUUUCGGGGGCUUCUCAGUGGCCUUUCCGGCAGGGCUACGGAGGCCUGGACUGGGCCUCUGAGGCCUUCAGUCAGCUCUACAAUCCCAGUUUCGACUGCCACGUCAGCGAGCCCAACGUGAUCCUGGACAUCUCCAACUACACGCCGCAGAAGGUGAAGCAGCAGACCACCGUGUCGGAGACCUUCUCCGAGUCCUCCUCCGACAGCACCCAGUUCAAUCAGCCCGUCGGAGGGGGCGGUUUUCGGCGUGCCAACAGUGAGGCCUCCAGCAGCGAGGGCCAGUCGAGCCUGUCCAGCCUGGAGAAACUGAUGAUGGACUGGAACGAGGCAUCCUCCGCCCCCGGCUACAACUGGAACCAGAGCGUCCUCUUCCAGAGCAGCUCCAAGCCCGGCCGUGGACGGCGGAAGAAGGUGGACCUGUUCGAAGCCUCGCAUCUGGGCUUCUCCACAUCUGCCUCGGCCACUGCCUCUGGCUACCCAUCCAAACGAAGCACUGGGCCCCGGCAACCACGGGGUGGUCGGGGGGGUGGGGCUUGCUCAGCCAAGAAGGAGAGAGGUGGUGCAGCAGCCAAAGCCAAGUUCAUCCCCAAGCCACAGCCGGUCAAUCCGCUGUUUCAGGACAGCCCAGACCUUGGCCUCGAUUACUACAGUGGGGACAGCAGCAUGUCUCCACUGCCCUCACAGUCCAGGGCCUUCAGUGUGGGAGAACGGGAUCCCUGUGACUUCAUGGGACCCUACUCCAUGAACCCAUCCACACCUUCCGACGGCACUUUCGGCCAAGGCUUCCACUGCGACUCACCCAGCCUGGGUGCUCCUGAGCUGGAUGGCAAGCAUUUCCCACCACUGGCCCACCCGCCCACGGUGUUUGAUGCUGGCCUGCAGAAGGCUUACUCGCCCACCUGCUCGCCCACACUAGGCUUCAAGGAAGAGCUCCGGCCACCACCCACAAAGCUGACUGCCUGCGAGCCCCUCAAGCAUGGGCUCCAGGGGGCCAGCCUGGGCCACACAGCUGCAGCCCAGGCCCACCUGAGCUGCCGGGACCUGCCGCUGGGCCAGCCGCACUAUGAUUCCCCCAGCUGCAAGGGCACAGCCUAUUGGUACCCACCGGGCUCCGCCGCCCGUAGCCCACCCUAUGAAGGCAAGGUGGGAUCGGGGCUGCUAGCUGACUUCCUGGGCAGGACGGAGGCCGCGUGCCUCAGUGCCCCUCACCUGGCUAGCCCACCAGCCACGCCCAAGGCCGACAAGGAGCCACUGGAGAUGGCCCGGCCACCCGGUCCACCUCGUGGCCCUGCUGCAGCCGCUGCUGGCUAUGGCUGCCCACUCCUUAGUGACUUGACCCUGUCCCCUGUGCCAAGGGACUCGCUGCUGCCCCUGCAGGACACUGCCUACAGGUAUCCAGGCUUUAUGCCACAGGCACAUCCUGGCCUGGGUGGGGGCCCCAAGAGCAGCUUCCUGGGGCCCAUGGCGGAACCUCACCCUGAGGACACAUUCACCGUCACCUCCCUGUAGUGCCAACUGAAGUGCCAACUGGACCGUGAGGUUUUGUUCCUGGCUUUCAGAAAACCAACGCCAAGACCCCUCCUCGUGUCCACAUUGUCCUCUGGCAGGAAAGCCUGCCCUUUGCUCCCCACCCCAACCCUAACCCUCCCUGCCCAUCUCCUCCACGCAGAAGCCGAAGGUGAGCCCUUUCUGCACAAAACCAGCAAUUGUAAAUACUUUUUAAAAAUGUACAAAACUUAAAGACAAAAACACAGUUUUAGAAAAAGACAAAAAAAAAAGAGAGCGAGAGAGAGUGCGUGUGCAAGAGAUUGCGAGGGGGCCUCAAAGUGUCCAGAGCCCCUGCAAGUAUGCACUGAGAAAUUUAUCUACAGGUCGUUUGACAAAAAUGAACAAUAUCCUAUUUAUUGUAUAUACUGUUUUAUUAUAAAUCGUGGAUUGUAUAUUGCAUUCUGUAAACCUGCUGUGGUCCCGUGGUGUGCAAAUUCGCAUGGUGGGGGGGAAGGGAGAAGAACCUCUUACGGGAGCUUUUUUUUUUUUUUCCCCUUUUCUUUCUUAUUUUUCACUCUUGGGUUUUCUCUUCUGUUGUUGUUGUUGCUUUCUGUUGGCAGGACACACCCAAAGAUCCAAGUUUGUAUUAAAAA
Messenger RNA from Dipodomys ordii (Ord's kangaroo rat), 5515 nucleotides. RefSeq names its product AT hook, DNA binding motif, containing 1 (gene Ahdc1). The record is from RefSeq and is a predicted model, not a curated record. Bases 84 to 4883 code for a protein of 1599 amino acids. NCBI's taxonomy places the organism in Eukaryota, Metazoa, Chordata, Mammalia, Rodentia, Heteromyidae. The transcript is spliced from 3 exons.